This is a messenger RNA of Prorocentrum cordatum, 201 nucleotides long. The record is from the annotation of a GenBank genome assembly. NCBI's taxonomy places the organism in Eukaryota, Dinophyceae, Prorocentrales, Prorocentraceae.
GCUUGCGUGUCCCGCGCCGCGCUGACCGAGUUCGGCGGGGAGAUCCUGUUGGCCAUGAGGGCGGACUGCGGGGCGCUGCAGGCGGAGUGGCGGCGCGCCGUGGAGGAGGAGCGCGCCGCCCGGGAGCAGCAGGUGGCCGAGCUACGGGCGGCGGUGGCUGGGGCGCGCGCGCCCGGGCGCACCGCUGGCUCCCCGCGGUAG